AUGAUCGCCUCCGCCCUGAUUAUCUACACCGCCAACAACGAUUCCGUCACGUCAUGGUCGGUCCCAGCUGCUGUUGUACUGGCUAUCAUAUCGUCGUUAGUCAACAUCUGUCUAGGGACUAUUUUGUCGUUCGGCGUCACAGUCAGCUGGUGGCGAAGCGCGUCGCGAGGUACCACGUUGAAGAGCUUGCAUCUGAUCUGGGAGCGCGACAUGGGCGCUACUUUCUGGUCAGCUAUAAUAUCAGGAUACGAUACGCGCAGAGUUGCGGUCGUGGCCAUCCUGGUUGCGGCGAUUAAGUUUAUGAACAAUCCACUACUACAGAACGCUCUAAGGACGGAGGGAAAAGAGGUGGUAGAAAUGAUUCCAAUGUAUAUUGAAAUAGUUGAUCAGAUUCCGGAUGGGUAUCUCGGGAAGCGGAACGGCAUGGUCGAACCGUAUGGGAUUUCAACGGCACUCGGAGAUCUUGGAGCUAGAGCACUUCGAGGCUGGUAUCGAAACCAGACCGCGUUCAGCAUUCCCGCACACAUUUCGGAUCUCGAAGAGUGGGAGAAGAUUUGUCCAAGGAAGACAGGGGGCACUUGUGGUGGAUUCGCUUAUCCUAUCAAUAGCACCUGCCGGGCAAUGGGUGUAUUGGAGUCCGAUGAAUGCUUAAUCCAAGCGGCGACGGUGGACAUUUCUAUCAGUCUUCAAUGGUCGAUCGUCAAGGGUCACGGAGAGCCACGACCCAUUUCUGUUUAUCGCUCUGGCGGUGACCUUGCAGAUGCCCCGAAAGACGCCAAGGCUGGACCUCUUUCCGGCAUCGGGUAUGCAAUUGGUGGCUUCUUCCGGUCCCUUUCAACACUGGAGGACAUCAACGCUGUCGUAUCGGACCAUAUUGCCACGACGUUUUGGGCGCCUAAGUCGCACCCGGAGGGUUGUGCAAACGAAUACCUUCGACCUACCGAGGACGUAAUUUUUGCCAUGCAAGAGUUCAUGGCUCAUGCCUCGAUCUACGCCGCAAGAGUCUCCAAUGGCAAAUUCCAUCGAAACGUCACAAUGGAGAAGUUCACUUCUACCACUGUGUGCAAAGCGGACUUUCGGUAUUUGGGGACCACUCUGACAGUUAUAUUUAUUGGAUUGGUGACUGUUGUAAUACUUCUGUGGGACUGGUGGAGUCUCGAUCGAUUGAAUGUAACACUGAGUCCUGUGGAAACGGCAAGAGCCUUUGGUGCGCCAAUUUUGAUGUCUCAAAGACAAGAAUCUGGAGACGUGGAAGCCAUUCUAAAACGGAAGGGCCACUUGAAGGUUAAAUAUGAUGGCGAUGUUAUUGUUGCAACUAAUGUGGGUGAUGGAGCAGAUGUGGAGUUGAGUCUGCUGGAGGCGCAGAAUCCGUGGUAUCGAUCGGUCUAG
Molecule: messenger RNA, 1389 nt
Organism: Bipolaris oryzae ATCC 44560
Lineage: Eukaryota; Fungi; Ascomycota; Dothideomycetes; Pleosporales; Pleosporaceae
Exons: 2
Coding region: 1-1389 (462 amino acids)
Source: RefSeq, a predicted model, not a curated record